UGAAAGGGAAGCCGGAAUGGAAUAUGCUCAUCGAUUUUAAAACGUAAAUGUACUGUUUGUGUUAGAAAACUACAAGUUUUCUUUGCUAGCUUGAUUUCCUUUUGUUGUACAUAUGCGCGCUUUGUCAGACGUUAGAGAACCGUGGCACGAGACCGCGAGUUCUGUUUGUUUAUAUCGCGAGGUUUGCUUUCUCCAGUGAACUUUUUAAGUCUAAUAAUGGACUCGCAGUGUGAGUGUUUUAUUUAUUUUCCUGCCGCCCCCAUAUCAAACCUGUCGGAUUAUAAAAGUGUCCCCCGGAGAAACCACGUCUACCUCGGAGAGACGGUCCAGUUCCUGCUUGUCCUGCGGUCCCGGAACCGUGUAGGUAAGGAAGGCGGACUGGGGCUCCGGUGGAAGGACCUGGGGGGUUCUCUGUCCGCCAAGGCGAGUGCAUGCGCAGCGGAAACACGGCAGACCAGUCCCGAAGAGGACCGGUCAGAUGUCCGGAGCAGCUGCAGCGAGGACGGGACGGAAGAGGAGGACGAGACCGGGAAGACGGAGACCGCAGAGGCUGGAGGAAGACAACAGGACACCAGCGGGACGUUCAGACAGUGCAGCCCGCUUUUCAUAUACUGCAGCUCGGCCAAUGAGAGGAGUCAGUACGGGGCCGAACCACAGAAGUCUGUUUUGGUGUUGGACGAUCAAAUUAUCUUCUGUCUGACUGUCUCUCUGGACAAGCUGCCAGUGAAUACACUCAAAGUCAAGAUCAUAGUGACAGUGUGGAAGCAGGAGGAUGAACAAAUGGAGGUGAGAGAACAUGGUUAUUUGACUCUUCUGCAGCUAAGGAACCCAGCACACACCUUUCAAAAGGACGCCAGCACCUUCAAAACACAGGUCAGUACCACUCUGAAUGUUCUUCCUCCUCCCACUGUUCGGUGUCAGCAUAUGCUCGUAUUCGGAAAACACCUGAUGCUACUCAAAGUGUUGAACUCCAGUUCUCAAGAGGAGGUUUUUGUCAGAGAUGUGAAGAUCCUUCCCAACUAUAACUCCUCCUACCUUCCCAUGAUGCCUGAUGGUUCAGUUCUUAUUGUGGAUAAUGUCUGCCACCAGUCAGCAGAAGUCACUGUGGCAUCAUUCUGUCGAGUGGAUAGCAAGUCUUCACGUUUACCCAGCAUGCUCAGUUCUCUCGAGGAGCACAAUUUUCUGUUCCAGUUGCAGCUACAAGACAAAGCAGAGGAAGACUCGAGUGAGGGUCUGGAAGUCCCAUUGGUUGCUGUAUUACAGUGGUACACUCCAACAUUCCACUUCACCAGACACAUUUCCACCUAUUACUCGCUGCCCAGUAUCUCGCUGGAUCGUCCUCGGCUGGUGAUGACAGCGUCUUCUCCCAGCACUGUGAGGCCUCUCGAGAGCUUCUGGGUAAAAUUCACUCUACUGAACAACUUGCGUGACUUGCUGGCUGUUCGCCUGAUCUGGACUGCUGAGGGAUCAGCUCACAAAGGGGGAGGACAGGACUCUGGGCUGGGGGCGGUCAUCUGCCAGUCUCCUCUCAACAACCUGGGCCAUUGUAGGAAGGGCACAACCCUCUCUUUUACCGUCUCCUUUCAGAUCCUCAAGACUGGACUGUUUGAGCUGAGCCAGCAUAUGAAGUUGAAGCUUCAGUUCAGAGCAUCUGUGUCGGCUCCUGCUGUGAACUCUCCGUCGUCACCUGGAUCCGCUGUCAGAGAACCGAUUCAGAGACACAGUCUGGCCUAUUCAUCGAGCUUCUCUGACCAGCAGCCCAGCAGGUCACACCACAUUAGGUCUGGCAGUGUGAUAGAGCAUCCGAGCACGACACCAUCAGUAGGAGAGCCCGUGGGUAGAGGUCUGUGCCAGCUGUCUGACCACACCUUCAUUUCACUGGGGAAAAUCGCUAAAAGGCAGUGUAAGGUGUUGGUGCUGGAACCAGUCAAAGACACACACAGCAAAUGACGGUGAGGUUUUACCGCCGGUUUUACAUCCUCAUCAAGUACAAACAACCAGAGCUUCACAGCAGAGGAAGAGGACGGCAGUGUCUGGGACAUCGCUGCAUGAGACACAACAACUCAUCAUUUUACUCUCAAUUCCUAAAACUUAAGGUUUUACUUCUUCCUUUUGUUUUCAUUUUUGUUUUUAAAUUAGAAACUGUUUGCCUUAUUCCUCUCAUUCCAAGGUAUGUUUGCCUUCCUCUGCCUUGGAUCCUUUCAUCCACCCACUAUACUGUAUGUUCAUAUAGUGUUCAUAUAGUAGGGGUUGAAGCAUUAACUGACUGAAGAUGUUAUUUUUAAUAGAAGCGCUUGUUUUUUUGCAGGAUAUAAGCAGAAAAUCUCAUUGUAUCUGCUUAAGACUGUAAGGGUCCAACCUUUAGUUAAAAUAACCACAUGAUGCUGAUGGACGACUGGUCUGUCUGAAGCCUUUGCACUCAUGCUGUAUAUUUUAUAGUCAGAUCACUGUAAUAGGAUCUCAGGUUGAACUAAGAGUAUCACAAAAGUAUUCUUAAUAGCUCUGCCUCUUUACGUCUUGAAGUUAGAGUUUGUUCUAUUUAAAUUAAAAGUAUAAGUGUUUUUACUGGACUAAAAACAUGUUAACGUUUACACUGGAGCUGCGUAAAGAGGCAUUUAGAACCUGCACUUCAAACAUCUCCUCUGAUGAAACUACUGAUCAGAUUCGUUUCAAAUUUCAUUUCAAUGUAGCUUCCUUGGGACAAUGUGUACAAACUCAGCUCAUAUGUUUAAGAAGUUUAGAUUUUUUUCAUUUUUGAUGAAUUUUUUUGGAGUAUUAAAAAUUUGCCUUUACUUAUAAUGGGCCAUAUUUUGAUGGUUUAUAACAUGGAAUUGGUUAGAGAUAUCAAUAUAGUUGCUUUUGAGCGCUGAUAGGAAGUCAUAUAUGGACUUUAAUUUGGGUCCAUGACCUUUGACCUUACGUGGUCAAACUCACGGUCACUAAUGUCGAGAUUUCAACAAUCUUCUUAUCCGAAACUACUGGUUAGAUUUAUUUCAAAUUUUAAUUAGAGCUUCCUUGGGACAAUAUCUACAAAAUUUGUUCACAGAUUUGACAAAUUAUAUUUUUUUAAUUUUUGACAAAUUGUUUUCAAUAUUACAAAUUGGCCUUUACUUAAAAUGGGUCAUAUAUUGAUGGCUUAUAAUGUGGAAAUGGGCAGAGAUGUCAAUAUAGUUGCUAUUGAGCACUGACAGGAAGUUAUAUGGACUUUAAUUUGGGUACAUGACCUUUGAUCUUGAGUGACCUUGAAGGGUGAAACUCAAGGUCACAAAUGUCUAGAUUUCAACAAUCUUGUUAUCCGAAACUACAGGUUGGAUUUAUUUCAAAUUUUCUGUGUAGCUUCCUUGGGAGAAUAUCUACAAAGUUUUUUCACAGUUUUGAGAAAUUUAGAUUUUUUUGUUGAAUAUCUGAAUUAUUAAAAAAUUCCCCUAAUUAUAAUAGGCCAUAUUUUGAUGGCUUAUAACAUGGAAAUGGUUAGACAUAGCAAUAUAGUUACUAUUAAGCAUUGAUAGAAGUCAUAUGGACUUUCAUUGAAUUAGUUGAGUUCUCCUGUGAAAGCACCGCCCACUUUUAUUGGGACACUGAUCUCUUACAUCCAGACCACAGGACUCAACACAGCAGCAGAACUUGACAACCUCGCAAAUUCAACUUGUGAUUGAUUCUUGAUAGAACAUGCUGGUGAGCUACAGGGCCAUUGGUCCUCUUUUUAUGUUGUAUAUUUAUUGUUACUGUAAACUUUUUAUUUGGUGUCACACAUUUUUGUGUUUGCAUGACUUCUAAUCCAUUCUAGCAGUUCAGUAGCGAAGCAGAACUUUUCACAGUGAGCUUCUUUUCUUUCCAGUGUCCUAUAAUUCAAAGCUUCUUAAACAGUACUUUUACAAAAGGACCAUUAGAACAUUUAAUAUAGGGCCAAAUAACACAAAUGGGACCAGAAGGACAAAAAAUCACAUACUUAAGAGUAUUUACAAAAACUUUUAAUAGAAGUCUGUGGGAACCAGAUACAAUGUAACAGAACUAAUCUUCUGUCGUCUUGAGCUGAACAUGAAUCC
Molecule: messenger RNA, 4046 nt
Organism: Sphaeramia orbicularis (orbiculate cardinalfish)
Lineage: Eukaryota; Metazoa; Chordata; Actinopteri; Kurtiformes; Apogonidae
Gene: trappc14
Product: trafficking protein particle complex subunit 14
Exons: 12
Coding region: 217-1950 (577 amino acids)
Biological process (GO): cilium assembly
Cellular component (GO): TRAPPII protein complex
Molecular function (GO): alpha-tubulin binding
Source: RefSeq, a predicted model, not a curated record